Molecule: messenger RNA, 3901 nt
Organism: Vitis vinifera (wine grape)
Lineage: Eukaryota; Viridiplantae; Streptophyta; Magnoliopsida; Vitales; Vitaceae
Product: ABC transporter C family member 3-like
Biological process (GO): transmembrane transport
Cellular component (GO): plant-type vacuole; vacuolar membrane
Molecular function (GO): ABC-type transporter activity; ATP hydrolysis activity; ATP binding
Source: RefSeq, a predicted model, not a curated record
CUUCCUUUCUCUUGGAUGGGUCCCUUGAUUGCUGAGGGUAACAAGAAAACAUUAGACCUUGAGGGUGUUCCUCAGCUUGAUACCAGCAACAGCGUUGUAGGGAUCUUUCCAGCAUUUAGAAAUAAGUUCCAGUGUGAUAGUGGUGGGAGCAGUGGAGUGACCACGCUUAAGCUGGUGAAAGCAUUGAUCUCUGUAUCCUGGGGAAUCCUAGUGACAGCUCCGUUCGCGCUUCUAAACACAUUAGCUUCUUAUGUUGGGCCCUAUCUUAUUGACGCCUUUGUUCAAUAUCUCAAUGGGCGGAGGGAAUUCAAAAAUGAAGGCUAUCUUUUGGUUAUGGCCUUUUUUGUUGCGAACCUUGUUGAGUGCCUUUCAGUGAGGCACUGGUUGUUUAGAUUGGAGCAGGUUGGAUUUAGGAUCAGAGCAGUACUGAUCACAAUGAUCUACAACAAGGGUUUGACUCUUUCCUGCCAGUCAAAGCAGGGUCAUACUACUGGGGAGAUCAUUAAUUUUAUGUCUGUUGAUGCGGAGAGAAUUGGGGGUUUCAGUUGGUAUAUGCAUGAUCCAUGGAUACUGAUUAUGCAAGUUGCUUUAGCCUUGCUAAUCUUGUAUAGAAACCUGGGCCUUGCUUCAGUUGCAGCUUUCUUUGAAACUGUAAUUGUUAUGUUGACAAAUGUUCCACUGGGGAAAUGGAAAGAGAAGUUUCAGGACAAGUUGAUGGAAUCAAAAGAUAAAAGGAUGAAGGCAACAUCUGAGAUCUUAAGAAACAUGAGGAUUCUCAAGCUUCAGGGAUGGGAAAUGAAGUUUUUGUCUAAGAUUAUGGACCUUCGGAAGAAUGAGACAGGGUGGUUGAAAAAAUAUCUUUACACUUUAGCCAUGACCACUUUUGUUUUCUGGGGAGCCCCAACAUUUGUGUCUGUGGUCACCUUUGGAACUUGCAUGCUUCUAGGGAUCCCGCUUGAAUCAGGGAAGAUCUUAUCUUCAAUUGCAACAUUCAGGAUACUUCAACAACCCAUUUACCAUCUUCCUGACUUAAUCUCAGCGAUAGCUCAGACUAAAGUUUCCCUUGACAGAAUUGCAUCCUUUCUUUGUCUGGAUGACCUGCAGAGUGAUGUUAUCGAGAGGCUUCCAAAAGGUAGUUCUGAUACAGCAAUUGAGAUAGUGGAUGGGAAUUUCUCUUGGGAUUUAUCUUCCCCUAAUCCAACACUGAAGGAUAUUAAUUUGCGGGUGUGCCGUGGCAUGAGGGUUGCUGUUUGUGGUACUGUAGGCUCAGGCAAGUCAAGCUUACUAUCUUGUAUGUUGGGAGAAGUGCCUAAGAUAUCUGGUAUCCUUAAGCUGUGUGGAACAAAGGCCUAUGUUGCUCAGUCUCCUUGGAUACAGAGUGGCAAGAUAGAAGAGAACAUCUUGUUUGGUAAGGAGAUGGACAGAGAAAGGUAUGAAAGGGUCCUUGAUGCAUGUUCCUUGAAGAAGGACCUGGAGGUUCUCUCAUUUGGUGAUCAGACAGUUGUAGGUGAGCGGGGAAUCAAUUUGAGUGGUGGCCAGAAGCAAAGAAUACAGAUUGCACGUGCGCUUUACCAAAAUACUGAUAUUUAUCUAUUUGAUGAUCCCUUCAGUGCUGUGGAUGCUCGUACAGGAACCCAUCUCUUUAAGGAAUGUUUGCUGGGUCUCUUGGGUUCGAAAACAGUGAUUUAUGUUACACAUCAAGUAGAGUUCUUACCUACUGCUGAUCUCAUACUGGUCGUGAAAGAUGGAAUGAUUACACAAGCUGGAAAGUACAAUGAAAUUCUUAACUCUGGAACUGAUUUUAUGGAACUUGUUGGAGCACAUGAGAAAGCUUUGUUACCACUCAAUUCUGUAGAGGCAGGUGAUAAUAUAGGUGGUACUUCUGAAGUUGUACAAAAAGAAGAAAACAAAGGUGGCCAAAAUGGUAAAGCAGAGGGGAUAGAUGGACCAAAAGGUCAGCUUGUUCAAGAAGAGGAGAGAGAGAAAGGUGAAGUUGGGUUACGGGUUUAUUGGAAAUACACCAGGACAGCAUAUGGAGGAGCUCUUGUGCCCUUUAUAUUGUUGUCACAGAUUCUCUUUCAGCUGCUUCAGAUUGGAAGCAAUUAUUGGAUGGCUUGGGCAAGUCCCGUGUCAGAUGAUGUGAAACCUGCAGUUAGAGGUUCUACUCUCAUGAUUGUUUAUGUAGCUUUGGCUGUUGGAAGUUCUUUUUGCGUCCUUUCUAGAGCCAUGCUUCUUGUAACAGCUAGUUACAAGACAGCUACUAUAGUCUUCAAUAAAAUGCAUUUGAGCCUUUUCCGUGCCCCAAUGUCAUUCUUUGAUGCCACCCCAAGUGGACGGAUUCUAAACAGAGCUUCUACAGACCAAAAUGCGAUCGACACAAACAUUCCCAUGCAAGUUGGGGCAUUUGCCUUCUCAUUGAUUCGGCUCCUGGCAAUUAUUGCAGUUAUGUCACAGGUUGCAUGGCAGGUUUUCAUUGUCUUUAUUCCUGUGAUUGCAACCUGCAUCUGGUAUCAGCAAUAUUACAUAUCUUCAGCACGAGAACUGUCAAGAUUGGCCAGAGUAUGCAAAGCUCCAGUAAUUCAACAUUUUUCUGAAACUAUAUCAGGAUCUAUGACCGUCAGGAGCUUUGAUCAAGAAUCUAGAUUCAAGGACACAAACAUGAAAUUAGUAGAUGGGUAUUUACGGCCCAAGUUCAACAUUGCUGGUGCAAUGGAAUGGCUGUGCUUCCGCUUGGAUAUGCUAUCUUCUGUUACAUUUGCCUUCUCUUUGGUUUUUUUAAUCUCUGUUCCAGAGGGAGUAAUUGAUCCUGGUAUUGCGGGCCUAGCAGUGACAUAUAGACUUACUUUGAACAUGUUACAAUUUGGGGUAAUAUGGAGUCUUUGCAAUACGGAGAAUAAAAUUAUAUCAGUUGAGAGAAUGCUUCAAUACACUUCCAUUCCAAGUGAGCCUCCUCUUGUCAUAGAAGAAAACAGGCCAGCAUGUUCCUGGCCUUCAUAUGGACAAGUUGAUAUUCAGGAUUUGCAGGUCCGCUAUGCCCCACACAUGCCACUUGUAUUGAGAGGUCUCACAUGCACUUUCCCGGGAGGAAUGAAGACUGGCAUUGUAGGGCGAAUUGGCAGCGGUAAAUCAACCCUCAUACAGACCCUCUUUCGAAUUGUUGAACCUGCCGCUGGUCAGAUUAUGAUAGAUGGUACCAACAUCUCUUCCAUUGGACUACAAAAUUUGCGGUCCAGACUAAGCAUUAUCCCUCAGGAUCCAACCAUGUUUGACGGGACUGUACGGAGCAACCUUGACCCACUUGAAGAGUACUCAGAUGGGCAGACUUGGGAGGCUCUGGAUAAGUGCCAGCUUGGAGAUGAAGUCAGGAAGAAAGAAGGAAAGCUAGAUUCUGUAGUUAUUGAGAAUGGAGAGAAUUGGAGCAUGGGUCAGAGGCAACUGGUUUGUCUUGGCCGACUUCUACUCAAGAAAAGCAAGGUCUUGGUGCUUGAUGAAGCUACUGCAUCAGUUGAUACAGCCACAGAUAAUCAGAUUCAGCAAACCCUUAGACAACACUUUGUCGAUUCUACAGUCAUAACUAUUGCACAUCGAACUACUUCUGUUCUUGAUAGUGACAUGGUUCUACUUCUGGAUCAUGGGAUAAUUGAGGAAUACGAUACCCCAACCAGAUUGCUAGAGAACAAGUCGUCAUCUUUCGCCAAGCUUGUAGCAGAGUACACUGUGAGGUCAAAUUCAAGUCUUGAAAAUGCGGGUGAUAUCUGAACCAGCAAGCCCACGUGAUGCACCCUUCAAAAACUUCAACUUAAAACCUUGCUUGACAAUGACGACAACUAAAAUGCAGUUACAAUCCCAUAUGCAGUACUUGAUUAGCAUUCAAAACUGAUGUUUUUCCAUAUAUAGAAAU